Xyrichtys novacula (pearly razorfish) is the source of this 9213-nucleotide messenger RNA. Lineage: Eukaryota; Metazoa; Chordata; Actinopteri; Labriformes; Labridae. The record is from the annotation of a GenBank genome assembly.
AUGGAUCAGUGUGAAGACAAAGACGAAGAAGCUCAGGGGUGAGAGAAAGAUUUACUUAACCUGAAGCUAUUUUUUUAACUAGAAGCAGAUUUCAGAAGAAGUCUGUGUCAGUAGAGAGGUUGAAACCCUGUCUGAUGGCCUUUCUCUAUUAAAUUGUGUUUAUAGGAGACCAGACUCUCCAGGACCCAGCUGUGUGUCCUUCAAAAGUGACUGUUCGAAGGAGCCGCCGCUUUUUUUCAGAAGACGCUCUGUAUCAGAUCAGUAAGUCAACAUCAAACCCAUGUUUUGAAAGUUAUUUGGGGGGGCUUUUUUUUUAUUAAAGGGACAGCUGAGGAAAGACAGGGGUCAUGAUGAGAGAAGGGAGGGGGAAAUGUGCAGCAAAAGGCCACAACAAGGAGAUAGACCAGCCCCUGAACGUCGGGUGGAGACUUAUACCUCCAGGCCAUUACGCCAACUUCAAGCUGCUUUAAAUAAGAAGAAGACCACUUCCUUCCAAGAUGGCGGUAUCAUCACAUUAGGAUAUUUCAGUAUUCUUUGGACUGAAGUUCUGAUGGUUUCAUAUCUCAUUAGCCACAACUGAUGUUGGUCAGUGUAGGUUUUUCCACCUCUGUAGACCAAAGUGUCUGACUCCUCUCCUGCUUUGAAGUUUCUGAUUCUGUGGAGCUGAAAAGACCUCUCUGAUUGUUUUCCUCUCAUUUCACUAGGACCCCUGUGAAAAGGGUGUCUUCAGAGCCUAUACCCAACUCACAGUCUGACAGGAGUGACUGUUCAAAGGAGCCCCCGCUUCAUUUCAGAAAGCGAACCCUGCUAGAGAAGUGAGUUCCCCUUUUUCUGUCUUGUAGCUCUUUUCUGAGUUUCUGAGUUGUAGCUCUUAAAGUAUCAGACAGUCAGCAUUCCUACCACUGCUGGUUUUAUUCAGUGUGUAAAUUUUGGAUUUCAGUAUGCGACUUCCUUUGCUUGGUAGCCAGUAACGUCUGCAGCAGCUUGUGCACAUUAACACUGACAUGUUUCCUUUUUGCUGGUCUCUGUGUUGAACAGGCUCAGUGCCCUUAAACCCCCCCGCAGCUCCCAGUCAAACAGGAGUGACUGUUCAAAGGAGCCCCCGCUUUUCUUCAGGAGAAGAUCUUCAUCAGACCAGUAAGUUAACAUCAGGCUGCUUGGAAAUGAGACAAUCUCUGAUUGGCUGAAGGAUUGUCAUGAGUCAACUUGCCUGUACAUUAAUAUAAUUUAUAGCUCUAGAACUUCUUUCUUACUGCUCAUGAGUGAUGAAAUGGACUGUACAGAAGAUCCCUGUGCAGGACAGUUUAUUUAAUCCUGCUCCUGCUGGAUUUCUGAUCUGUUCCCCUUCCUGCAGCGCCUGUGAUCCGCUCCUGCAAUAUAUGACCAACCUCACAUGAGCAAAUUCUGACCAUUUAUGUUCAGAGUAGCAGGCAAGCACUGUAUUUAUUUGGCUUGAUAUCAGCAGAAACAUGAUAACUAAUGUAAGUUUCAUAUAUAACAUAGGCUGCUAGGGUGCACCAGCAUGUGACUUCUUCUGCUUGUGAGCUGCUUGUGUCUUCAGCGGCUUUUGCAUCUAUUAACUCUGAGGCAAACUCUCUGUUGGUCUUUCUUAAUCUGACAACCAGGCCCAUUUUUCAUAAACACGAACCAGGACCUGUACCCAGCUUCGUGUCCUUAAAGAGUGACUGGUCAAAAGAGCCGCCGUUACACUUCAAACAUGGAUUACCAGCAACAGAGUAAGUCAGCACUGAGCUACUUCAUAAUUUUUGUAACAGCAGAAAACCUCUCAACAAACAAAUUCUCCCAGUAGAACAGCUGCAUCUUGACAAAAGAGAACCUCCACAGCCAGGUUAGUACAAAACCCAAUUCCAUUGAAGUUAGGAAAUUGUGAUACAUGUAAAUAAAAACAGAAUACAACGAUUUUCAAAUCCUUUUCAACCUAUAUUCAAUUGAAUAUACUACAAAGACAAGAUAUUUAAUGUUCAAUCUCAUAAACUUUAUUGUUUUUUGCAAAUAACUUUGAAAUUUCAUGGCUGCAACACGUGACAAAGAAAUUGGGAAAAGUGGCAAAAAAUACUGAGAAAUUUGAGGAAAAUCAAAAAUUCUGUCAUUCACAAGCAAGGAUGGGGUGAGGUUCACCACUUUGUGAACAACUGUUUGAGCAAAUAGUCGAACAGUUUGAGAACAACGUUUUUCAAAGUACAAUUGCAAGGAAUUUCUGGAUUUCAACAUCUACGGUCCAUAAUAUCAUCAAAAGCUUCAGAGAAUCUGGAGAAAUCACUGCAUGUAAGCGGCACGGCCGGAAACCAACACUGAAUGCCCGUGACCUUCGAUCCCUCUGGUGGCACUGUAUCAAAAACUGACAUCAGUGUGUAAAGGAUAUCACCACAUGGGCUCAGGAACACUUCAGAAAACCACUGUCAGUAAAUACAGUUCAUCGCUACAUCUGUAAGUACAAGUUAAAACUCUACUAUGCAAAGAGAAAACCAUAUAUCAACAACAUCCAGAAACACCGCCGGCUUCUCUGGACCUGAGCUCAUCUAAGAUGGACUGAUGCAAAGUGGAAAAGUGUGCUGUGGUCUGACGAGUCCACGUUUCAAAUUGUUUUUGGAAAUAGUGGAUGUCGUGUCAUCCGGGCCAAAGAGGAAAAGAACCAUCCGGACUGUUAUCAACGCAAAGUUCAAAAGCCAGCAUCUGUGACGGUAUGGGGGUGCAUUAGUGCCCAAGGCAUGGGUAACUCACACAUCUGUGAAGGCAACAUUAAUGCUGAAAGGUACAUACAAGUUUUGGAGCAACAUAUGCUGCCAUCCAAGCAACGUCUUUUUCAUGGACGCCCCUGCUUAUUUCAGCAAGACAGUGCCAAGCCACAUUCUGCACGUGUUACAACAGCGUGGCUUCGUAGUAAAAGAGUGCGGGUACUCGACUGGCCUGCCUGCAGUCCAGACCUGUCUCCCAUUGAAAAUGUGUGGUGCAUUAUGAAGCGUAAAAUACGACAACGGAGACCCCGGACUGUUGAACAACUGAAGCUGUACACCGAGCAAGAAUGGGAAAGAAUUCCACCUUCAAAGCUUCAACAAUUAGUCUCCUCAGUUCACAAACGUUUAUUGAGUGUUGUUAAAAGGAAAGGUGAUGUAACAUAGUGGUAAACAUGCCCCUGUCCAAACUACUUUGGCACGUGUCGCAGCCAUGAAAUUCUGAGUUAAUUAUUAUUUGCAAAAAAAAAAAAAGUUUGAGUUUGAACAUUAAAUAUCUUGUCUUUGUAGUGUAUUCAAUUGAAUAUAGGUUGAAAAGGAUUUGCAAAUCAUUGUAUUCUGAUUUCAUUUACGUUUAUCACAAUUUCCCAACUUUAAUGGAAUUGGGUUUUGUAGAUUCACUGGAGGAAAUGCGAUGUUCAUCAUGUCAAACAGCUGGUAUAUGUAAACACAUACACAUGUGUAAUCACAACAGUAUGAUAUUGUAUACUUCGGUGGUUUGGAUCGUUCCUGUCCUCUGAUUACCAUGACGUUUCCCUUACUUCUUGUUGUUAGAGUGCUUCAACAGUCUAACCGAAGCAUGGAUGAAAAUGAUAUCAUUAUUGAGGGUUAGAGCCCCUCUCUUGCAUUUGUUUUAAAAAUACUUCUCCGGUCAUGUUGUACAUGGGACUUCAUGAUUUUAGACACAAAAUUAUCGCCUCCUUUUGCAAACACCAUGUUUGUUUACAUUGGUGUGUGUGGGUGUCGCUACCAGAUCUUCACCAGAAACCCAAUUUGUACUGCACAUGUGCGAAACUUACAUCACUUCCUCUCCUCGUAUUUCAAUGCAUUUUACAGUAGUUAGUCGUUACAAUUGCCACCUACCUGAUCCGCACUGCGCAAGUGCAAAUUUACCACCUUAAAAACUUUAUUUAAACUACAGAUUGAUUUCAGAAACCAGCUGGCGAUAUGACAGGCAAGCUAGAGCGCCAGAGCUCCUGCCCAGCAUGGUGAGACCUUUUGGGCCUCACAGAACAUUGCCUCCCGGUCAAAAUUAUGGUCCUCUGACUUUUCAAAGUAUCAAAGAGGGAUGCUCUGGAGGUGUGUGGCCAACCAUUGUGACGAAAUGCUCAUGAAUUUUGCAACUCUCUUCGUCGUCCACCACUAAUGUUUUCGUCUAGUCUCGUCAACGUAAAAGCACAUUCGUCUCAUCACAUUUUCGUCAUUUAAGACUUAUGUUUAGCUCGUCAAUGUCACGUCUUCGUCGUGGAAAAAAGAAAAAAACACCGGUUAAUGCACUGUGAUCCCCCACAGAGUUGGUGUGCAGAGCUCAGAGGUUCCAACUGGUCAGUCUGCCAAGCAAGAUGAACCUCAGCUGGACUCCAUAUUUAUGGUCUGUACAUGUUCAGUAACUACCAUUGCUCACAAUACUCUUCAUAUUACACCACUGUAUUUAGUGCAGGACUGUGGUAUCAGGGAUUUAGUUGACUAUUAUUCAUGUCAUAUUUUGUUCCAGCUGCUUGAGGAGAACAUUGUCACCUAUGUGAAGCAUGAGCUCAAAAGGAUCCAUGAAAGCCUGGUUUCAAACCACCCAGAAAGUUUUGAGAGUCAGAUAGACAAUGAGGAGUUGUCGUAUGGUGAAUUGGAAAAGUGGGGGAGUACCAUCAGGGGGGCUUUUCUGAAGAUCACAGUGAACUUCCUGAGAUCAAUGAGGCAGGAAGAACUGGCUGACCGUCUGCUUGACAGUAAGAGAAUUUCUCUAAAUAUUAAAAUGCCGAGCAAAAAUGUUUUCUAAAAAUGUCUUGGGAAGGUACAAAUAUGUUUACACUGAUGGAACCAGUGAUGGAAUAAACAUGAAUUAGUCUUAACUGCUCAGUUGUUCAUCAUAUUUCUUGUUUGUUCACUCAGGAUCUUCUGCCUUAGUUUAUCAACGUAAACUAAAGUCUAACCUGAAGGAGAAGUUCCAGUGUGUCUUUGAGGGGGUUGCUAAAGCUGGAAACCCAACCCUUCUGAACCAGAUCUACACAGAGCUCUACAUCACAGAGGGAGGGACUGGAGAGGUCAACGAUGAACACGAGGUCAGACAGAUCGAAACAACGUCCAGGAAACCAGACAGACCAGAAACAACCAUCAGACAAGAAGACAUCUUCAAACCAUUACCAGGAAAACAUGAACCAGUCAGAACAGUGAUGACAAAGGGAGUGGCUGGCAUUGGGAAAACCGUCUUAACACGGAAGUUCACUCUAGACUGGGCUGAAGACAAAGCCAACCAGGACAUCCACUUCACAUUUCCAUUCACCUUCAGAGAGCUGAAUGUGCUGAAGGAGAGAAAGUUCAGCUUGGUGGAGCUCGUUCAUCACUUCUUCACUCAAACCAAAGUAGCAGGAAUCUGCAGCUUUGAAAAGUUCCAGGUUGUGUUCAUCUUUGAUGGUCUGGAUGAGUGUCGACUUCCUCUGGACUUUCACAACAAUGAGGUCCUGACUGAUGUUACAAAGUCCAGCUCAGUGGAUGUGCUGCUGACAAACCUCAUCAGGGGGAACCUGCUUCCUUCUGCUCGCCUCUGGAUAACCACAAGACCUGCAGCAGCCAAUCAGAUCCCUCCUGAGUGUGUGGAUAUGGUGACAGAGAUCAGAGGGUUCACUGACCCUCAGAAGGAGGAGUACUUCAGGAAGAGGUUCAGAGAUAAAGACCAGGCCAGCAAAAUCAUCUCCCACAUCAAGACAUCUAGAAGUCUCCACAUCAUGUGCCACAUCCCAGUCUUCUGCUGGAUCACUGCUACAGUUCUGGAGGAUGUGCUGAAGACCAGAGAGGGAGGAGAGCUGCCCAAGACCCUGACUGAGAUAUGCAUUCACUUUCUGGUGGUUCAGUCCAAACUGAAGAACAUCAAAUAUGAUGGAGGAGCUGAGACUGAUCCACACUGGAGUCCAGAGAGCAGGGAAAUGAUCAUGUCUUUGGGAAAACUGGCCUUUGAGCAGCUGCAGAAAGGAAACCUGAUCUUCUAUGAAUCAGACCUGUUAGAGUGUGGCAUCGAUGUCAGAGCAGCCUCAGUGUACUCAGGAGUGUUCACUCAGAUCUUCAGAAUGGAGAGAGGACUGUACCAGGACAAGGUGUUCUGCUUCAUCCACCUGAGCAUUCAAGAGUUUCUGGCUGCUCUCUAUGUCCAUGUGACCUUCAUCAACUCUCGAGUCAACCUGAUGUCAGACGAACAAUCAUUGUUUCACCCGCCCAAAGUCUUGAAGGAGAAAACAAAGCUAAAAUCAAAGCUAAAGUAUCUCCACAAAAGUGCAGUGGAUAAGGCCCUACAGAGUCCAAACGGACACCUGGACCUGUUCCUUCGCUUUCUUCUUGGACUUUCACUGCAGAGAAAUCAGGUUCUGCUGCUAGGUCUACUAAGAAAGACAGGGAGGGGAUCAAAAACCAAUCAGGAAACAGUUACAUACAUCAAAAAUAAGAUUGCAGAAACUUCAUCUGCAGAGAAAGGCAUCAAUCUGUUCCACUGUCUGAAUGAACUGAAUGAUCGCUCUCUGGUGGAGCAGAUCCAACAGUCCCUAAAAUCAGGAAGUCUCUCCACAAAGAAACUGUCUCCUGCUCAGUGGUCGGCUCUGGUCUUCAUUCUUCUUUCAUCAGAGAAAGAUCUGGAUGUGUUCGACCUGAAGAAAUACUGUGCUUCAGAGAAGGCUCUUCUUAAGCUGUUACCAGUCGUCAAAGCAUCCAACAAAUCCCUGUGAGUAGGGUAGCAUGAUGAAUAAACAAACUGCUGUCCACUGUCCAAAUAAAGAGCUCUUUAAUGGUUUUAUUUUGUCCCUCCAGGCUGAGUGGCUGUAACCUCUCAAGGGGAAGCUGUGAAGCUCUGUCUUUAGUCCUCAGCUCUAAACCUUCUAACCUGAGAGAGCUGGACCUGAGUAACAAUGAUCUAGACGAUUCAGGAAUGAAGCUUUUGUCUGCUGGACUGGCCAGUCCAAACUGCAAACUGGAAGCCCUGAGGUUAGAAUGACUCAAAUUUACCAUUUAAAGUCCUUUGUUGAUUUUGUAAACCUUCCUAAAUUCACGACGUUAUAAUAACUUGAAUCAAUCAAGUUCUUGUAUUCAUGCAUGCUUUUCCAAAGAGUUCCUUGUUCUGUGUCACUGGUGAUGUCCUAAGAUGAUCCUUACUGUGUCCUAUUCUUGGUCUUUGCAGACUGUCAGGCUGUCUUAUCAAAGAAGAAGGCUGUGCGUCCUUGGCCUCAGCGCUCAGCUCCAACCCCUUCUACCUGGAAGAGCUGGACCUGAGCUACAACCAUCCAGGAGAGUCGGGGAUCGGGCUACUCUCUUCUGGACUGGAGAAUCCACAAUGGAAACUGGAAACUCUCAGGUAUGAAAUCCCAUGCUGCAGUCAAACAAGUUUACUUUGAUAGUAAAUAAUAGUAAAUGUUCUGUGUUCAGAACUUUGUCAAAUGCCAGCUCAGUUUAGGCUCAUGUUGGGUUUUUGUACAAAAGGUUUGUCCGGAGGGUUCUUCUUCAGUAGCUGUUGUAUCAUUUUGUGCUACAUGAUUGUUUAGUUGGGAGUUUUUUUUUUGGCAAGUCAGCCCAAAUCGAACAUUUACAGCUUCUCCUGGAGAAUCCUGAGCCGAAGUAGAAUAUGUAAUCCCUCUGUCAAGUUCUGGGUCUAUCUUGGGGUCCACCUUUUAGUUGAAUGUGCCUCUGGGGGUAGAAGGUAUCUUGGAGGGUCAACCCUGUCAUCCUCGGCGCACAUUCCUCCUCCAAACAAUGUUCCCCUUCCCAGUUAAAGGGAUAGUUCGGCGUAAAUUGAAGUUAUGGUCAAACACACUAUAACACUGAGUUAGACACCCCCUUGAGAGGUGAAUAUUGCCAACCACUUGCUUCUCUAGUUAUACCAACUUAAGUAAUGACCACACGAUAGCAAUACACAGCGGUCUAUGUCUCCACGUGCAAACCUCAGCCAAAAAGCCACACUAUAGACACAAAUAAUUUUCAGAACAGCACCUAACUUCAUCAACAGUACAUAUAGGGUCCCAGCCAUAGUACUAGCCAUCAAACAUCUUGUUAACUUGGUCUAAUUUCUUUAACAAAGAGACUAAAAACAACUCACCCACUCUCCUCCAGCAGCUGCUCGUUUGUGGGGGAGCCCUGACGAGUUGAUCACCGAGUGCAGCGGAGUUUCGCAGCUCAAGGAAGAACAUUUCUGAUCAUUACUUGCAAUCAGACCGAGACGCUGAGGCAGAAGAACAACUGUGUCUGCAGUGCAAAAUGGUUAUUAUGAUGAUCAUUACCUCAUGGAAAUGAUCCACUAUGCAGCCGUUGUUGAAGUUGGUAUAACUCAAGAAGCAAGCAGUCAGCAAUAUUCAUCUCUCAAGGGGGUGUCUAACUCGGUGUUACAGUGUGUUUGACCAUAACUUAAAUUUACGCUGGAAUAUCCUUUUAAGUUAGACAGAAUCAUGGCUGCCCACUCUUGGUCACUGUGGAGAACAAGAAAGUGUAAAAGAGUAACAUGGCGUCCAUUCUUGAUCCAUGUCUGAACCCUUUCCCUCCUUUCAGGGUGGAUCCUGCUGGAGUCCAGUGGUUGACACCAGGUCUGAGGAAGUGUAAGUAUGUUUUCAGUUUGAUUCAUGUAACUAAACCAGAACACAUUCUGGUUUAACCCCUUGAUUCAGACUUCUGUUAGAUCAGUGACUAACUGCAGCUGUUUUGUGUCUCCUUCUCUCCUUCAGAUUCCUGUGAACUGACACUCGACACCAACACAGUAAACAGAAAGAUCCAACUGUCCAACAACAACAGGACGCUGACAAGUGCACAGGAGAACCAGCCAUAUCCUGAUCAUCCAGAGAGGUUUGAAGAUUAUCCUCAGCUCCUGUGUGACACUGGUCUGACUGGUCGCUGUUACUGGGAGGCGGAGUGGAGUGGACUUGUCCAUAUAUCGGUGAGCUACAGAGGAAUCAGCAGGAGAGGCGGAGAUGACUGCCUGUUUGGAUGGAACAAUCAGUCCUGGAGUCUGCAGUGCUCUGAUGGUGGUUUGUGUGUCUGGCACAAUAGCAGCAGAACAUCCAUCUCCCCCCCAUGCUGUGUCUCUCACAGAAUGGCAGUGUACUUGGACUGUCCUGCCGGCACACUGUCCUUCUACAGUAUCUACUGUGAUAAACUGACCCAUCUCCACACUUUCAGUUCCACCUUCACUGAACCUCUCUAUGCUGGUUUUGGCUUGGGGUUAAGUGGUAUUGGUUCAUCUCUGUCUGUGAUCCCCAUGGGAGAAAAAUCAGCCACUUGA